AUGGUCCGACUUCAGAGUGAAAUACUGAAACAACAAUUCAGUUCCAGUGCUUGGAUUGGACUGUACGACGACAUCAACAGCUGGUACUGGUCCCUUGGACAUGAGACACUGGGAAGUUGGAGACUGUGGAAUUCAGGACAGCCUGACAACUGGGUGGCACAGGAAUGGUGUGGUGCGGCAACUACGUCGGGUUGGUCUGAUGUGCCAUGUACAAGCAACUACCCCUUUGUGUGCUUUGAUGACAGUAAAACUGGCAAUCAGAGAUACAUUUACAUCUCUAACACUAAGACGUGGUAUGAUGCUCAGGCUUACUGCAGAACGUAUCAUACGGAUCUGGCCAGUGCUAGAAAUGCAACAGAAUACUCUCUUAUACAGGGACUGGUCUCUGGGGUCACUUGGUUUGGUCUGAUCAGAGACACCUGGAAGUGGAUAGACAAAACCAACUUCUCUACAAUCAGCUGGAUCUCUGGAAAACCUGAUAAUGCCCUGGGGAAUGAAAACUGUGGUUAUUUAAAUAACGGUCAGGCUGGUGAUGCACAGUGCUCAGACAUAAUGCCUUUCUUCUGUUACAGAAUAACCACAGGACAACAACAAAUUGUAAGGGUGAAGGUGCGGUCCAAUCAGGAUGUGAACGAUCCUGCAGUAAAGGCGGCCAUCUUGGAGCAGAUCAAGCAGGAACUGAAGGAUCAUGGGAUGGCAGAGAACAUCACAGUGAAAUGGAGAGAGCAACCAGAUGCAAAGGUGUUUCACAAGGAGACUGAAAAAAACACUACAGGAAAAGAAGAACUCUAAGUCUUUAUCUGUGUCUCAAAUUGAAAAUAGUUAUUUUAGUGUGAGUAAUAUCAGGGCAGGGGUGGAAAAAGUACUGAGAAGUUAUACUUAAGUGAAAGUGAAGAUAAUGUGUCGGUAACUUACUCAACUAAAAGUGGAAGUAUCCA
Molecule: messenger RNA, 938 nt
Organism: Ictalurus furcatus (blue catfish)
Lineage: Eukaryota; Metazoa; Chordata; Actinopteri; Siluriformes; Ictaluridae
Product: macrophage mannose receptor 1-like
Exons: 4
Coding region: 1-792 (263 amino acids)
Source: RefSeq, a predicted model, not a curated record